AUGAUAAAUGGACUUCUAUCAUUCCAGCAGGGUGAUAUGUUCAAUGAUUUGGUGGGUAAAUUGCCAUCAUCUGUUGAGAUUCUGACCAUGCAAUCUCAUGUAGGAAGUAUAAACACACCAUCAUUACCAUCAACGACUAGAGUACCGCCAUUAAACACCCCCAUAAAUGAACCAAGGAUGAAUACAACGCGUCCUAGGUCACCCAUAAGGCAAGAAAACACCAGACCAUUGAAUUCAAACGUCCUUUCCCAACAUAACACCAGCUUGAACCUUACGAGCGCUAGUAAUGUCCGUCCUACACAGAACAAAGACGUGGAGAGAAAACGUAAAGAGAACAUAGAACCCGUAUCGAAGCGACCUAAAGUGUCACAAUCGGCUAAAAUACCACAAUCAAGCAAAACAUCAAGCAAAACAUCACAGCCAAGUAAAACUUCCCAGAGCCCAUCGAACCAACAACCACACCCAACCAACUCAUCAGUAAUAUCGAACACCAAGGAAGAGAUCUAUAAGAAAUACAUCAAACUAUUGACUGAUAAGUCAAGUCUACUUACGCAAAGAUAUUUGGUAUUUGAAUCAUCCUCAAUAUCUUUAGAUGAUAAGAAUAAAUUCAUUAAUGGAGAGUUUACGCCCAAAUUUUCGGAUAUAGAACGCAAAUUACAAAAGUUAUCAAAAAUACUACCUAUAGAUUUAGACAUCGAUGUUAAUGUGGACAAUUUGACGGUUGUUAGUGAACAGGUAAGUGAGGUUAGUGAACAGGUAAGUGAACCGGUAAAUGAGGUUAGUGAACAGAUUAAUGAGGUUGAUGAUAUAAAUGAACCAAAAGCUAUCUCGAACGAUCCACCACCUGAAUUAGUUACCCGAACAAGUUCUUAUAAGGAAUUGGUGGAACCUGACCAUGACCCGUUUGAUGAAUUCGAUAAUGCCCCUAUUGUAACACCAGUGGAUUCUUUAGACAUUGAGAACCUCUCCAAAAAUGAUGAUGAUAUGGAUGAUAUACAAAUUACUCAAGUCAAUAAUGUUAUAGAAUUGAGUUCUGAAGAUGAAGAUACACCCAUACCUCCUGUUCCUACUCGGAGUCAUGUGGUGACUAAUGCUAGUCGUUCCAGACCUCCAAUAUUUAGUCAAGAAGAUGAAGAUGAUUUUGGUGAACAAGAAAUGGAUGGAUUGUUGACACCUACCCAAGAAAGAGAAGAGAACGAAGAUACCGACUUGAGUGGGUUCAUUCAUGAUGAAGAAGUACUGGAAGGAGACUUUACCUUUAAUUAUAACUCUGAUGUCGAAAGUAUUGAUGACAGUUUACCAAGACAACCAAUAUUUGGCGAGAAUGAAAGUGAUACCGAUGAUGAUUUGAUUGAUACGGGUUUAAUAGAUAAAAAUGAACUUGAAGAACUCAAGCUCAGUCAAGAUGUGGCAGAGAACUUGGGUAUUGACUAUGACGAAUUCAUGGGUACUCAGAUCAACGAUGAAAGAGAAAUCAAUCAUGAAGUCAUUGAAAUCAGUGAUUACGAAUAUGAUGAGUUUGAUCAAUUUGAUGAUGAUAGUUUAAUCAUCAAAUCUGAACCUAUAGAUGUGAAAGAAGAUGAUUUCGAAAUGUUCGAUGAUUACGAUAUCACCACCCUGAAGGAUAUCAUCUCUGAACACGUAAGAAACUAUGGAAACCCUACAUUGAUCAAGGAGAUCUAUCAACAACUUAAUAGAGUGUUUAAACUUCAGAAUUUCCGUUCAAAUCAAUUUGAAGCUGUGAUAAAUUUUCUUUUGGGUAAGGAUGUUUUUGUGUUAAUGCCAACAGGUGGAGGUAAAAGUUUAUGUUAUCAAUUGCCAGCUCUUGUUAAACCUGGUAUUUCUAUAGUGGUUUCACCUUUAAUCUCUUUGAUGCAAGAUCAAAUCAAUCAUUUAACAGACAAAGGAAUAAGUGCAGGGAUGAUCAGUUCUAAGAAUAAUGCCACCGAACGUAAAGAGAUGAUUGAUUUAUUCAGGAAUGGGAAAUUAAAAUUGGUUUAUUUAUCACCAGAAAUGAUAAAUCUGUCUGGACAAGUUCAAAAAAUCAUCAAAUCAUUGCACGAGAAGAAAGUUUUGACAUCGGUAAUUGUUGAUGAAGCCCAUUGUAUCUCUAGUUGGGGUCAUGAUUUUAGACCUGAUUAUAAAGGUAUGAAUUUUUUCAAGAAAUCGUAUCCUGAUAUUCCUAUUAUGGCAUUAACUGCUACUGCUAAUGAUAAGGUUAAACUUGAUAUCAUGCAUAAUUUGAAUAUGGAUAAUCCUAUCAUAUUGAAGCAGAGUUUCAACAGAAUCAAUCUUUACUAUGAAAUCAAGUGGAAAAAUAACAAUUACUUGGAAGAUGUGAAGAAUUUGGUAUUGAACACAUAUAGGGAUCAAACGGGGAUUAUUUAUUGUCAUUCGAAACAAAGUUGUGAACAAAUCAGUAGUAAAUUGAACUCAAUGGGUGCUAAUACGUCAUUUUAUCAUGCUGGAAUGAGUACUCAAGAUCGUCAACAAGUACAACAAGAUUGGCAACUGGAGAAAAUUAAAGUUAUUUGUGCCACCAUUGCGUUCGGUAUGGGUAUUGAUAAACCCAAUGUUAGAUUUGUCAUCCAUUCAUUUAUUCCUAGAAAUUUAGAAGGGUAUUAUCAGGAAACUGGUAGAGCAGGAAGAGAUGGAUUGAAAUCUACCUGUAUAAUGUUUUAUAGUUAUAAGGAUGCCAGAACUUUACAAUUGAUGAUUCAAAAAGAUACAGAACUAAAUGAUACUAUGAAGGAUCAACAUCUAACCAAAUUACGUCAAGUAAUUCAAUAUUGUGAAAAUAUUUACGAUUGUAGAAGAAAGCAAGUGUUACUUUAUUUUAAUGAAAACUUUAAUAAAGCCAAUUGUAACAAAACUUGUGAUAAUUGUUUAAAUGGUCAGAAAUUGAUUGAAAAAGAUGUAACUUCGGUAUCUAAAGAGAUCUUACAAUUGAUUUCAGAAAUUGAGAAUGAUAAAGUUACAUUAUUAUACUGUCAAGAUGUUUAUAAAGGAUUAAAUUAUGCUAAAAUCACUAAGAAUGGUCAUAAUGAAUUAAGAUUUCAUGGGAAUGGGAAGAAAAUUGAUAAAUUAGAGUUGGAAAGAAUUUUCUUUCAUUUGAUAAGUGAAGAUUGCUUAAUGGAAUAUUCUAUAAUUAAGAAUGGAUUUGCAUCUAAUUAUGUCAAAUUAGGAAAAAAUGCCAAUUUGGUAUUAAAACAGGGAAAGAAAGUAAUUAUUAAGUUUGCUACUGCACCAACAACUACAUCUAGUACCAAAGCAACAAACCCUAACGUAACUGUUGGAUUCGUAAGUGCUAAAACUAAUCAACCUUUUAAUAAUGAACACAUUAAAAAAUCCAUUAGAGAAUUACAAAUAGUUAGAGCUUCUAAAGGUAAAGAAUUGAAUUAUAAAGAUGAUAAAAAUAUUAUGGGAGAUGAAACAUUAAUCAAUAUCGCCAGAAUUUUACCUACAAAUCAAAAUGGAUUUAUUCAAUGUGGGGGAGAGAAAGAUUAUUGGAUUUAUUUCAAAAGUAAAAUCUUACAAUUGACUAAAGAAAGAACUAAACCGGGGCCAACAAUCAAUAAACCAAAAUACUCAAAUCCUAAAAAGACAAAAGGUCAUAGUCAAAGAGUUCAAAAAUCACAAAGUAGUAAAUCUUUUAAAUCUCCAGCAAUGCCAUUAUAA
Messenger RNA from Yamadazyma jaroonii, 3678 nucleotides. Lineage: Eukaryota; Fungi; Ascomycota; Pichiomycetes; Serinales; Debaryomycetaceae. The record is from the annotation of a GenBank genome assembly.